AUCACCACCAGCACUGCUUCUACCAGUGCAUCCUUAUCAUUGGUGAUAAGCCCUAGCUAGCUAGCAGCUGGAGAGCUAGUGAGUGAGCUCAACGAGCUUUGGUAACGCAGGCAUGGACGAGCUCUACGUCCAGUCGCUGGUGCUGGCGGCCGUGGCGGUGGCCCUGCUGCAGGUGCUGAAGGUGUACCUGAACCCGGUGCGGGAGAGGGCACCGCCGGGGCCGUGGAAGCUGCCGGUGAUCGGCAGCAUGCACCACCUGCUGAACGUGCUGCCGCACCGCAAGCUGCGGGACCUGGCGGACGCGCACGGCCCGCUCAUGAUGCUGCAGCUCGGCCAGACGCCGCUGCUGGUGGUGUCGUCCAAGGAGACGGCGCGGCUGGUGCUCAAGACCCACGACACCAACUUCGCCACCCGCCCCAAGCUCCUCGCCGGCGAGAUCGUCGGCUACGAGUGGGCCGACAUCCUCUUCUCCCCCUCCGGCGACUACUGGCGCAAGCUCCGCCAGCUCUGCGCCGCCGAGAUCCUCAGCCCCAAGCGCGUGCUCUCCUUCCGCCACAUCAGGGAGGACGAGGUGAUGAUGCGGGUGGAGCAGAUCCGCGAGGCUGGGCCGUCGACGCCGGUGAACCUGAGCGUCAUGUUCCACAGCGUCACCAACAGCAUCGUGGCGCGGGCGGCGUUCGGGAAGAAGCGGAAGAACGCGGCCGAGUUCAUGGCCGCCAUCAAGUCCGGCGUGGGCCUGGCGAGCGGCUUCAACAUCCCCGACCUCUUCCCGACGUGGACCACCAUGCUCGCCACCAUCACCGGCAUGAAGCGCAGCCUCCAGGGCAUCUACACCACGGUGGACGCCAUCCUGGAGGAGAUCAUCGCCGAGAGGAAGGCCGCCCGCGCCGAGAAGAUCAAGAACGGCGCCACCGAGAACGUGGACGAGAACCUGGUGGACGUGCUCAUCGGGCUGCAGGAGAAGGGCGGCUUCGGGUUCCACCUGGACGACAGCAGGAUGAAGGCCAUCAUCCUCGACAUGUUCGCGGGCGGCACGGGCACGUCGGCGUCGGCGAUGGAGUGGGGGAUGUCGGAGCUGAUGCGCAACCCGCGGGUUAUGAAGAAGCUGCAGACCCAGAUCCGGGAGGCGUUCAAGGGGAAGGCGGCCGUGACGGAGGCCGACCUGCAGGCGAGCAACCUGCAGUACCUGAAGCUGGUGAUCAAGGAGGCGCUCCGGUUGCACCCGCCGGCGCCGCUGCUGGUGCCUCGGGAGAGCAUCGACCAGUGCGACAUGGAAGGGUACACCGUCCCGGCCAAGUCGCGCGUGGUCAUCAACGCGUGGGCCAUCGGGCGGGACCCCAAGUACUGGGAGGCUGCCGAGGAGUUCCGGCCGGAGCGGUUCGAGGACGGCGCCGUGGACUUCACCGGCAGCAGCUACGAGUUCCUCCCGUUCGGCGCCGGGCGCAGGAUGUGCCCGGGCUUCAACUACGGGCUGGCCAGCAUGGAGCUCGCCCUCGUCGGCCUCCUCUACCACUUCGACUGGUCGCUGCCCGAGGGCGUGGCCGAGGUCGACAUGGAGGAGGCCCCCGGCCUCGGCGUGCGCCGCCGCACCCCGCUGAUGCUCCUCGCCACCCCCUUCGUCCCGGCCGCCGUCGCGUAGCCACGUUUGGCUGUAUCCAUGCAUGCAUGCAUACGCAUGCUGGCUUCGUACCGACCUAUCAUGAUGCAUGCACCCAAUGUGUGUGUGUGUCCGUCGGUCCGUGCCCAUCUACUACCAUCUACCACCCACGCGCGCUGUAGCAGCAGUAGGGUCUCGUACGUGUGCUCCCCGCCUCGGCCGCCUGCGUGCGCGCGUGUGUGUUGUAUCAUUGAGUACGUUGCUUGUGUUGAUGUGUGUGGUGUACGUGCGUCACGUGCAGUAUAACCAUGGAGGCCCUAAUAAUUGAUGCCGAUCGUUCUGGCCGUACUGUAUCUGCGUGAAUGAUUAGAUUGUUGUUACUCCCAUAUGGGAGUACGUAAGUACUACU
Molecule: messenger RNA, 2006 nt
Organism: Triticum urartu
Lineage: Eukaryota; Viridiplantae; Streptophyta; Magnoliopsida; Poales; Poaceae
Product: premnaspirodiene oxygenase
Molecular function (GO): oxidoreductase activity, acting on paired donors, with incorporation or reduction of molecular oxygen; monooxygenase activity; heme binding
Source: RefSeq, a predicted model, not a curated record